UAUCUUCCAGGCUAUGUUUAUGAAGAAAAUGCAGUAAUGGCUGUCCAAAAAACACAACUUUCGUCUGCAGAUGGCAGCAAAGACAAAGCCCGAAACCUAGCUGUUCACUUGCCUCUUCUAAUCUAAAGCACCGGAGGAAACAACGUUCCCAGAUCAGCCCUCUAGUGUAUAUGCGAUGCAAGACACACAAACUGAACUCAGAUCAGCGCUCCGGCGAAUGUGCAAGACUUCCUUAUCGGACUCCGCUCGAACAGACUGAUCUCAGAUCAGCGCAUUCACUUGAUCCGCGCUUCAGGAAGCUGUUAGAUUUCCUCCCACAAGAAAACCAACGACAUGGACCGGCUCUGAUUAGCACUUGUUUUCGCCACCGAGCCGUUCCCCCCUCACCGGCCGGGUUCACGUUUGAAGAAGAGCGAGACUGGAGGAGCAGAGCGUCCCUCAUGAUAUAAUGAUCCGUGUCAAAAGAGCUCGCGCUCGAGACGUGAUGAACAGUUGAGCUCGCGCUGUGGCUCCGCGGCAAAGUAUCUCGUCAGUCAGGCAGUUGACUGGAUAAACACAUCGCGUUUUUAAGGUUUUUGUUUUCGUUAUGGUCGAGAUAACGCCGAGACGCUAAAGUGUUAGUUUACAGAGAAGAUACAAUCCGCUGGCUGACUUCAAACUGCGGCAAGCACGUUGGAAACGCCGCGUUAUUCAGCGUAAUGGUGUCCUGUCGAAAUAAUCUCACACUGACAGACGAGAGCCCGGCGAGUAUAUUUACACGUUGUUUUUAAACGGUCGCUUAAUUUUUGUAAACCUGAAAGGCGUUUAUUUUGCGGAUGUUGUCAAACUUUAUCAGCAAGCCGCUAGCGAGCUAGCGAGUUCCGCCGGUUGAUUUGCCGCGCUAAAACGGCACAGUUUGCGUAGAGCUGAAGACAAAAUAGAAACGUUAACGUUACUGACUGAAAACUGACGGGCUGUCAUGGCAACUCGGGUUGUAACUUAAGGUCGAGAGAGCGACACAGAAGCCUCGGUGUCGAACCUGCGCUCACCAUUGAUUCUGUCUUUGUGUUUGUGGAGCGAAGUUGAGGAGAGAGUAUUACUCAACCUCCAUCCAUCAGAAUGAAGAGAAAUGAGAGCAAAAACAAAAGGAAACUCUGCACCUCUGAGCAGCGGGAGAGCAGCACCGAAGGAAAAGACGAGCAGGAGCUGCCGGCGCCACCUCCCCUGCUGUUCAGGAAGCUGAGUAACCCCGACCUGUCUCCUGCCGCAGGAAAGACCAAACUGCAGCGGCAGCUUAGUCAGGAUGACACCAGAGCCCGGCGUAGCAGUAUGGCCGGCAUCCUCACCGGAAAGCAGCUUCUGCCUCUGUCCAGCAGCAUGCACGGUGGAGUGAGUCAGCUGGCCUGGCAGCAGCACACAGGAGAACCCAAUAACUUGGUCCGCAUGAGGAGUCAAUCCUUUGGCCAGUCUGCCCCCUCUCUCACUGCGGGACUGAACCCGAGGAAAGCCUUGUACGUAAUGCAGAGUUCUGUAAUGCGCAUGGGUGUUUCUAACCAUGAGGUGGCAGCAUUGCCCACUGAUGUAAAACUAAACGGUACAUCUUGAAUGGAUAAAGUGUUAAACAUGGUCU
Puntigrus tetrazona (Sumatra barb) is the source of this 1609-nucleotide messenger RNA. Its product is annotated as microtubule-associated serine/threonine-protein kinase 2-like. The transcript is spliced from 5 exons. The record is from RefSeq and is a predicted model, not a curated record. The coding region runs from base 1099 to 1584 and encodes 161 amino acids. NCBI's taxonomy places the organism in Eukaryota, Metazoa, Chordata, Actinopteri, Cypriniformes, Cyprinidae.